AUGUGCCCUCUCCACACGGAGUUCGUCCGUCACUUCCAGUUUUUCAUGGAUCAGGCCAAGAAAAGCCGAUACUUUGAGUAUCCACUUCUGGAGAGAUACAUGCAGUGCAAGCAAAAGUCUUACUUCCUUGUUAGCAUGCUUUUUUUGAGAGGUUUCCUUCUUUUGACCUUCAUGACCUCUGCCUGCCUCUACCUGGCCUAUUUUUACCUUUCUGCCUUAUUGCAAGAUGAGUUCAGUUGCUUUGUCCGAACAGGUACGCUGCGAGACCACAUGUGGAUUCCAGAACUUGUUCAAUGCAAGAUCAUUGGGCAGUUGGUUUUCCAAGUCAUUAGUGUUGUAAAUGCCACCAUAUACAUCCUGCUGGCACCCUUUGUAAUCUUUAGUCUCAUUCGACUUUUUGUUUGGGACACUACAUUUAUCUCCGUUUAUGGAGUCCUUCCAGCUCUGGAUCUUAUCAACCGUCAAAGACUUGGAUGUCCACUGAAUGACCUCAAUGUUCUUCUACUUUUUUUGCGUGCUAACAUGGCACACUUGAAAUCCUAUGGCCAAAUGAGGGCUUUGUGCUCUCUUGCACCACCACAAGCCAGCAAUGCCACAGCAGUACAAGGCUUGAAUGCAAUGCUGACACCAGAAGAAAUGGAGGAGCGUGAAGAGGCAUCAAUGGAGCUUGCUGAAGAAAUUGGAGAAGCCAAAGAGGAAGGGAAGUUUAAUUUGGUGGAUAUCAUGACUAUUCUGGGAGCAGCACAGGGAAGAGUGCUCAACUGCAGCAAGAAGAAAUCUCUCAAAGAAGAAAAUAUGAGCCUAGAGCCAAACAACCAGUGCUACCAUGAGCUGAAGGAGACAGCACCAUCGGGUCAUUAUCAUACCUUCAAUGGACUGAAUCAGUGUGAUAACACUCGGGGGUAG
Molecule: messenger RNA, 906 nt
Organism: Nematolebias whitei (Rio pearlfish)
Lineage: Eukaryota; Metazoa; Chordata; Actinopteri; Cyprinodontiformes; Rivulidae
Product: pannexin-3-like
Exons: 3
Coding region: 1-906 (301 amino acids)
Biological process (GO): monoatomic cation transport; positive regulation of interleukin-1 production
Molecular function (GO): channel activity
Source: RefSeq, a predicted model, not a curated record